UAAACGCGGAAGCGACCUGGAACUGUCUGUCACAUGCAUAGAUCAGAUGAGGAACCACAACAUUUCCAGUCUAAAGAAAACAUGAUUCACAUCUACCUUGCCUGCCUUUUUACAUUUUUAAAUGCCCUGUUUGCUAACCAUAUCGGAACACCAAUAAAAACAAACGAAAGACCAAUAAUAGGUGUUCUUGCCCAGGAAGUGUAUGACCCACCGCCUCAUAGAAACUCAUAUAUCGCGGCGUCCUACGUUAAGUUUCUGGAAUCUGCUGGCGCUCGUGUUGUGCCUCUGAUGAUAAAUAAGUCUGAUGAUGAGUACAGAAGGCUCUUCAAAUCCAUAAAUGGAGUCCUUUUUCCUGGAGGUGGAGUCAGUUUAGAAUCAUCUGGCUAUUCAAAAGCAGCUAGCAUUUUCUACAGACUUGCCUUUGAGGCCAAUUCAAAUGGUGAUUAUUUCCCUGUAUGGGGAACCUGUUUAGGAUUUGAACUUCUCACAUUGCUAACAAGUGGAAAGUUGCUGUUGUCCCACACCAACACCAGUGGUAUUGCCUUGCCACUGAACUUCACAGAUGAUGUGAGAGACAGUAGGCUGUUCAAAGAUGUUCCUGAAGACCUUAUGAAAUCACUGGAAACAGAAGCCCUCACAGAGAACUCUCAUCAGUGGAGUCUUUCUACAGAGAACUUUACCAAGAGUGAGACCCUGAAAAAGUUCUACAGGGUUUUGAGUACCAACACAGAUGGACAUAAUGAGUUUGUUUCCACAAUGGAAGCAUAUGAUUUCCCUAUCUAUGCUACUCAAUGGCAUCCAGAGAAAAAUGCUUUUGAGUGGACUCACCCCUAUAUUCCCCACACACCUUCAGCCAUUAAAACCACAUUCUACAUGGCUUACUUUUUUGUGAAUGAAGCGAGGAAAAGUUUUCACAGCUUUCCUAGUACAGAGGAAGAGGAAAAAGCUUUGAUCUAUAACUACAAACCUGAAUACACUGGACCUCAAAGUGCAUUUGAACAGAUCUAUUUUUUUGAUUAGAAGAAUUAUUUUAAUGU
Molecule: messenger RNA, 1037 nt
Organism: Carassius carassius (crucian carp)
Lineage: Eukaryota; Metazoa; Chordata; Actinopteri; Cypriniformes; Cyprinidae
Gene: ggh
Product: gamma-glutamyl hydrolase (conjugase, folylpolygammaglutamyl hydrolase)
Exons: 9
Coding region: 34-1020 (328 amino acids)
Biological process (GO): tetrahydrofolylpolyglutamate metabolic process
Cellular component (GO): vacuole
Molecular function (GO): gamma-glutamyl-peptidase activity
Source: RefSeq, a predicted model, not a curated record